AUGGAAGGUUGCGGCGAAGCAAAAUGGGCAUAUCUACCAUACUUAGCUUUGUACAAAAUAUUUCAACAUUUAAAUCAUAAAGAACUUAUUUCAGCUGGUCAAGUGUGUAAAUUAUGGUAUGAAGCUAGUUGUAAUGAUCUCCUGUGGAAAGAGUUAUUCCACGACAAUUUUAUGAUAGAUAAGUCUAUUCCAGUAGUUGCAGGAAGAACAUGGUAUGAAGAAUUCAAGAGAUUAUCCUACAACAUACCUGUCGUACAUACCGAAACAUUAAGCUAUCACAACGAUCAGGUGUUGCACGUCAGUUUUUCCCAUAAUGGGAAAUAUUUCGCAACUUGUUCCAAAGAUGGAUAUGUCAUUUUAUGGAGAUCGAAAUAUCCAGCUAAGAAGAAGUAUAUUAGGAACAUGAAACAUUUCAAAUGGAAGUACACCCAGUAUUCGCAAUUUAAUGAAUCUGAUACUCUUCUUCUUGUGUCCGGAGUUCAUUUUGGCACAACUCACAGUACUUCCGGUGAAAUUGCAGUUUUUAAUUUGAGAAAUUUUGAACUGCAAUGUCGAGUAGUAAACAAACCUUAUGACAUUUUCGGUACUUGGUACAGCGAUCAAUACUUGCUCUCUGGAGACCUACACUGGCUUGCGCAUCUAGUUAGUACGUCGCAUCUUUGGCUGAACAAAGCAUCUCAAGAAGCAGAGUCCGAAUUAGUACCAAUCACUCACUGCCUUUUCCGGUUUUACAACAGAAACGCCAGUUCCAUAAGGGCGAUAAUGAUAGCGAACUGUCUUCCGAAUUCCGAGAAUGUCAAUGUGGAAAAUAGUGGCGAUGGGAAUGUAAGUCCUCAGCAAGGGACGUCGUCGCAACAUGGGAAUCCUGUUAGCCACAACGAUAUGGCCUGGACACCUUUAGAUGUUAGACGAUCUAUGUACAAUUCCGUGUUGGAUUCAAUGAAAAAAGACUUUCCUCAUCCAAUUUGGUAUAACGAAGAUUACAGAAAGGUUGAAUCCGAAUCGUGGACUGCCAUAGACAGCGAUGAAGAAGUAGAGGACGUAGGGAACAAACCGAACGAAGAUACUGACGACAACAGUUCAGAAUCAUCGUGUGAUACUGAAACUGAGAGAUUCGUUCAGACUGACAAGUACCUUAUUUUCACAACAGGUUACAAGACAUAUACACCACACCAGAUAGGAUUCAAACGAAUAAAACCAUUUAAAUUUCCCAAGCGAAUGGAACUAGGUCUAAGCUUGAAGGAACGUUUGAUAUUAUUCGAACAAAGAAAAGAACAAAGCCCGCCUCCGGAUCCGGACUGGUUGGAUUUCGAUCAGGUGGCGGAUAAGUUUGAUAAAGUUGAUCAUUUGAUCGAUCUUCAUGGACAUAUAGUCGGGAUGGGACUGAGCCCAGAUCAAAGAUAUCUGUAUGUAAAUAGCAGAUCUUGGCCGGAAAAUUACGUGAUAAGUAACCCUUUGGAUCCACCGCCAAUAGCACAAGAAAUCGACAUUCAUGUGAUAGAUUUAGUGACUUUAAAACAAGUAGGAAAGAUGCUUCGAGCGCACAAAGCAUUCACACCGAAUAACGAAUGUUUCUUUAUAUUUUUGGACGUGUGCAACGAAUAUGUGGCCAGCGGAGCAGAAGAUAAACAUGGUUACCUAUGGGACCGGCAUUACGGCGCAUGCCUAGCCAAGUUUCCCCAUCGAGACGUCGUCAACUCCGUGGCUUUCAACCCGAAAGAUCCCGAAAUGUUGGUGACGACCUCUGACGAUCAUACGAUCAGAAUAUGGCGAUCUAGAGAGAAAGUGAACAGCCUUAAACUAAACGAAGCUGCGUUUCUAAAAGGAAUUGAAAUGAGAAAAGGUAAUGUGGUGAAGAACAGUCGUAAAAGAUUGAAUAUGUCUCCGGAUAGUUAG
This is a messenger RNA of Diabrotica balteata, 1896 nucleotides long. NCBI's taxonomy places the organism in Eukaryota, Metazoa, Arthropoda, Insecta, Coleoptera, Chrysomelidae. The record is from the annotation of a GenBank genome assembly.